Messenger RNA from Brachypodium distachyon (stiff brome), 2255 nucleotides. Its product is annotated as OBERON-like protein. The coding region runs from base 214 to 2028 and encodes 604 amino acids. The record is from RefSeq and is a predicted model, not a curated record. Gene Ontology annotation, cellular component: nucleus. The transcript has 3 exons. NCBI's taxonomy places the organism in Eukaryota, Viridiplantae, Streptophyta, Magnoliopsida, Poales, Poaceae.
AAAUCUCCUCCUUUCUCCAAAGGUCAACUUCCGAACUACCCCGGCGGACCGGUGGCGGGUCUCUCCGCUCAUCUCUGUCCCCGUGCUCAUCUCAUAGUCAACGCGACGGCGGGAGCCGAAGCCCUGGCCGCCGCCGGAGAUUCGUUGCCCGGGCCGUCUCUCUGAGCGCGUAGAUCGCCCCGUCAUCGCGCCAAGGUUUCGGUAGGUUUUUGGAUGGGAACCUCAUCGGGUGCGAAUUUCCAUCAACAACUUCCACAGGGGAUGCCACCCCCGCGACACAACGGAGGUGCCCCGAGCCAGCAGACGUACCUCUCUCUGGCCUCUCUGGAGCAGGUUGGUUCGCCGGACAUGCAGGACCCUGCGUCGAAUUCUGGUUCGCCGGGCCAUGACUCUGCCACUGAGAGUGCCAGUUCACGGGAGACCUGGCCUGUGGAGCCAAGCAAGAGCGGUGGUCCUGCUACUGCUGCGGCAGCUGCUAGAAUAGUGGAUAAAGAUAAGGAGGUGGCUACCAAAGAUGUCGCUGAGCGGCAAGUCAUCCGUAGGAUCCCAAGUACUGGUAGAGUGACUCUCAGGGAGGUUGCUCGGGACAGAGUUGACCUGGUUGCUGAGAAAAUGAAGGUUAUGCCAGAGGAGCUGUUGGAUGACAUCAAGACUGAGCUCCGAUCAAUUCUUGAAGGAAGUGGUGGUCCUCAGCAUAUUGAGGAGUUCUUGUACCUGCAGAAGCUCGUCCAGGGUAGAGUGGAUUUGACACCAACCAUGCUUCUGAUGGCACACCAUGUGCAGCUGGAGAUCCUUGUUUCCAUCAAGACUGGAAUCCAGGCAUUUUUGCAUCCAAGUGUUAACAUACCCCUGGGCCAUCUCGCUGAGGUUUUCUUGUACAGGAGGUGCCGGAACAUUGCCUGUCAGAGUGCUCUCCCUGCCGAAGAGUGUAGGUGCAAUAUAUGUGGCAACAGGAAUGGUUUUUGCAACCUCUGCAUGUGUGUGAUAUGCAAUAAGUUUGAUUUUGAAGUCAAUACUUGCCGCUGGAUCGGGUGUGAUUCCUGCUCUCACUGGACUCACACCGAUUGCGCAAUCCGUGAUGGGCAGAUUGGGACCGGACAGAAGAUUAAGAAUGGAAUUGGCCAUGCAGAGAUGCUUUUUCGGUGCCAAGCCUGCCAGAGGACAUCUGAGUUGUUGGGCUGGGUUAGGGACGUGUUCCAACAAUGUGCUCCUGGCUGGGAUAGGGAUGCUUUAUUACGAGAACUUGAGUAUGUUCGUAAGAUUUUCCGCUUAAGUGAGGAUUCAAAAGGGAGGAAUUUGUUCAGGAGAUCUGCUGAUCUGAUUGAAAGAUUAAGGAGUGGUACUGCUCAAUCAAUGAGUCCCAGAGCGCUUCUGCAGGCACUCCAAGAGCUUGAGAUGGAUUUCCCGAAGAUCUCCGAAAAUGAAGAAUUGGGGCGCCUGAUCUCUCCCCAUGAGGCUUGCAAUAGAAUCGCUGAGGUUGUCCAAGAGGCCGUCAGAAAGAUGGAGUUAGUUGCUGAAGAGAAGUUGCGGAUGGUCAAGAAGGCCCGGCAUGCGGUGGAGUCCUGCGACCGUGAGCUGGAGGAGAAGGCAAGGGAGGCACGAGAGAUCCAGGCGGAGCGGGUGCGGAAGCAGCAGCAGGUGGUGGAGCUUGAGAGCAUUGUCCGGCUGAAGAGCGCGGAGGCCGAGAUGUUCCAGCUCAAGGCGAACGAGGCUCGCCAGGAGGCCGAGCAGCUGCUGAGCAUCGCACAGGCCAAGUCGGAGAAGGCGGAGCAGGACUACGCAAGCAUGUACCUCAAGCGCCGCCUGGAGGAGGCUGAGGCGGAGAAGCAGUACAUCUUUGAGAAGAUCAGGCUGCAGGAGACCCAAAGGCCAGUGCCACCGCCUCCUCAGGCGAGCAGCAGCCGGGCUGCCUCCGGGGCUGCCCCUGGCGAGCAAUCGCAGAUGAUGAUGCUGUCCAAGAUUCAGGACCUGCUGAAGAACGUCCGCAGCAUGCCAUCCGGCAAGUCGGACGGGCAGCUGUCGAAAUAGGCAGCCGCUGCUGCAUCUGAUUAGUAGGGUGGUGCUGUUGUCAUAGUUACUGCAAAGGUAAAGCCGUUAAAUCUGGAAUGUUUAUCGUAAUCUCUGAACUUUAGUGACUGCUCGGUCUGAUCAUGUAUGCAUCCUUGUAAGUUGUAACCAAACUGUGUCCUAGAUAUACUGAACUGGAUCGUUGUAAAAUUUACAGUUGUUCCGGUAUAAACUUGGUUUCAUUAACU